Molecule: messenger RNA, 1821 nt
Organism: Pseudocercospora fijiensis CIRAD86
Lineage: Eukaryota; Fungi; Ascomycota; Dothideomycetes; Mycosphaerellales; Mycosphaerellaceae
Exons: 2
Cellular component (GO): mitochondrial matrix
Molecular function (GO): L-glutamate gamma-semialdehyde dehydrogenase (NAD+) activity
Source: RefSeq, a predicted model, not a curated record
AAUGGCCACGAGAACAGUUCAGAGCUGCAGACAGCAGGUCGCUUCGUCUCUAAAGGCUCAAUCUGCAUCAGCAGGUAACAGAAGCAUCCAGACAAGUGCCAGAGCGACUCUGGCGAACUUCAGAAUACCUACAGUCAACAAUGAGCCAAACAAACACUACGAGAAAGGUUCAGUCGAUCGAUCGAAGCUCAGCGACGCAAUGCAAACACUCAAGUCGAAAGCACCCUUACAGGUCCCAAUCGUGGUAGCAGGGAAAGAGUCGAGAACACAAAAGAUCUCUGAACAGCCUAUGCCAUCGUCUCACAAGCACUCAUUGGCAUCAUGGUCGAAUGCCACAACAUCAGAUGUCAGCACUGCCAUUGACUCUGCCCUGGCAGCGCGAAGUUCGUGGGAGAGCAUGCCGUUCGCAGAUCGAGCUGCAGUCUUUUUGAAGGCGGCAGAUCUUGUGUCCGGAAAAUACAGAUACGAUAUAAUGGCUGCAACCAUGCUCGGCCAGGGUAAGAAUGCCUGGCAAGCUGAGAUUGAUUCUGCGGCGGAGCUUUGCGACUUCUUCCGCUUUAAUGUUCAGUAUGCGCAAGAUGUAUACUCUCAUCAGCCAGUGCAUCACAGCCCAGGCGUUUGGAACAGAGUGGAGUACAGGCCGCUCGAAGGCUUCGUCUAUGCCAUCACACCCUUCAAUUUCACAGCUAUCGCAGGCAACUUACCUUGUGCACCAGCAUUGAUGGGUAAUGUGGUUGUUUGGAAGCCAUCUCCAGCUGCGAUCGCCUCCAACUGGCUUCUCUACCAGAUCUUGAUUGAGGCUGGCUUACCGAAGGAUGUGAUACAGUUUGUGCCGGGAGAUGCGGUGGAGAUCACAAAGACCGUGCUCGCGCACCGGGAAUUCUCAGCACUGCACUACACUGGCUCAACAGCAGUAUUUCGUUCAUUGUAUGGACAGAUUGGCCAAGGAACUGCGGAAGGCCGCUACAGGAGCUAUCCUCGGAUUGUUGGAGAAACUGGGGGGAAAAACUUUCAUUUGGUGCAUGGCUCUGCGGACAUCCACAAUGCGGUCAUCAACACAGUGCGCGGUGCUUUUGAAUAUCAAGGUCAGAAGUGUUCGGCGACUUCGCGUGCGUACUUCCCGAAGAGCACGUGGGAUCAAGCCAAGACACUCCUGGUGCAGGAAACGGAAAAACUCAAGAUUGGUACACCAGAAGACUUCGACAACUUCAUUGGGCCCGUCAUUCAUCAGCAAUCAUUCGACAAGCUGUGCAAGGCGAUAGACCAGAGCAACCAGGACUCUGAGCUUGAGCUUAUCGUCGGCGGCAAGUACGAUGGCAGCAAAGGCUUUUUUGUGCACCCGACGAUUUACGAAACGAAGAAUGCUCAGCACCAAAACAUGAAGACAGAAUUCUUCGGCCCAUUGCUCACGGUGUAUGUAUAUGACGACACCAGAGAGCCCGAGAAGGCGUUUGCCGACAUUUGCGAGACGAUCGACAAGACGUCUGAAUAUGGCCUGACGGGAGCUGUAUUCGCCCAGGACCGCAAUGUGCUCAACUUGGCCGAGAAUGCGCUUCGGAACGCUGCUGGCAACUUCUACCUUAACGUCAAGUCUACCGGUGCUGUCGUUGGACAGCAGCCAUUCGGCGGAGCAAGAGCGUCGGGCACGAAUGACAAGGCAGGCUCUGCCAACCUGCUCUCUAGAUUCGUGAGCAUGCGUGCUAUCAAGGAGGACUUUGUGGGUGCGGGUGAGGUGAUAUAUCCAUCGAAUGUUGUGUAAUCUAUGUACGAUUUACCACUCUCCACAAGGGUGCACCAAAAUCCGCAUGCUUUCUCUUUGCC